Gilbertella persicaria is the source of this 1755-nucleotide messenger RNA. Its product is annotated as trehalase. Gene Ontology annotation, biological process: trehalose catabolic process. Gene Ontology annotation, molecular function: alpha,alpha-trehalase activity. NCBI's taxonomy places the organism in Eukaryota, Fungi, Mucoromycota, Mucoromycetes, Mucorales, Choanephoraceae. Bases 1 to 1755 code for a protein of 584 amino acids. The transcript is spliced from 4 exons. The record is from RefSeq and is a predicted model, not a curated record.
AUGCCUUCUCUUCGCUUCAUUUGUGGUGCCUUACUCGCACAAAUUGCUCUCGUCUCUGUAAAUGCUAUCCAAAGCAACGACAACGUCUAUUCAUGUGACUCCCCCAUCUAUUGUGAAGGCCCUCUUCUCAAGACUGUCCAAUUCGCUCGGAUCUUUCCCGACUCCAAAACCUUUGUCGAUAUGCCUACAAGCAAAUCUGAAUUUGAAGUUUUGGCAGCAUUUGAUAAAAUCGGUGGUGUCAAUGCAACAAAGGAUCAAAUUCAACAAUUCUUGAAUGAGAACUUCUUGACUGCUGGUACAGAACUCAAGUUCCUUCAAAACAUCUCUAUUCCUGAACUUAAAUGGCUUGAUAAUGUGACUGAUCCUGACUAUCGCGGUUGGGCAAGCCUCCUGAAUCAAGCGUGGGGCAAUCUGACUUUUGCUUUUGAUUAUUCUGCUUUAUGUGAAGACUGUGUAACAUCCACCUUACCCGUAAGCCGUCCUUUUGUGGUCCCUGGUGGUCGAUUUCGUGAAUUUUACUACUGGGAUUCUUUCUUUGUUAUUAAGGGCUUAUUGUUGAGUGACCAACCUCCAUUUUUAUCCCAUAUGAUACAAGCUUACUAUGAAAAAACAGGUGAUGAUGAUUUCAUGUUGAAAGCAUUACCUUAUUUGGACAAAGAAUAUCAGGGCUGGCUCGCCAAUACCACUGUGCAUAUUCAAGACCCUAAGAACAAUAAGGUCAAGUAUGCCUUGAACCGCUAUAUCACCGAGAAUGAAUCUCCUCGUCCAGAAUCCUAUGUAGAGGACUACAAUACAGUCAACACACAGACCAAUUUUACCGAAACCGAGAAGCUUCAGCUUUAUAGAGAUAUUGCUGCUGGUGCUGAAUCUGGUUGGGAUUACUCUUCUCGUUGGACAAGAAACAAGGCACCUAAACCUGACCAAAAAGAAAACUAUGAAAUGCUGCGUACGAUCAACACUGCGAAUGUGAUUCCUAUUGAGCUCAAUGCACUUUUAUGGCAUGCAGAAACAAAACUCUCAGAAUGGUACACUCAGUUCGAAAAGAAACAAAACAAAAAGACAAAAAAGAAGGCUAGAUACUAUGCUCAACAAGCCAAAGAACGUUUGCAAGCCAUGUACAAAUUAAUGUGGAAUGGAGACGACAACAGUUUCUAUGACUUCAAUUUGACCAGCCACUCCCAGAAUAUUGAAUAUACACCUGCCAACAUUUUCCCAAUGUGGGUAGGUGCUUUACCUGAUCAAAUCGCCAAAAACAAGACUGUUUUGAGUAAAUUGUAUGAUGAAACCGAGAAUGCACUUCGCAAAUAUCGUGGUAUCUUGACCACUUCGUAUUAUAAUACAACAAUGCAAUGGGACUAUCCUAAUGGUUGGCCGCCUCUUUCUUAUGUUGCCAUGGAAGGUAUGCUUAAUGUUGAAAAGCUUUUGGGUGACAAUGCUACUACAACUCAAGGAACAUCAUUCAGCAAGCUGUCUCGUACUUUGGCCGAGCGUUAUGCCGUCUCUGCUUUCUGUGGAUGGGUUAACACAGGUGGUUCAAUUCCUGGUAUCCUUGAGAAACAAAACAAGUCAGUUACAGAUGAAGGACACAUGUUUGAGAAAUUCGACGUCAAUACAGUGGGUCUUUCUGGAAGCCAAGGUGAAUACGUUUCUCAAAUAGGUUUUGGCUGGACAAAUGGUAUUGCUUUAUGGGUAUUAAAUACUUGGUCAAAUUUUACAGCCCCUAACUGUAACAAUCCUGUUGAUAUUUUUUUCUAA